This is a messenger RNA of Fonsecaea pedrosoi CBS 271.37, 888 nucleotides long. RefSeq lists its product as uncharacterized. Gene Ontology annotation, cellular component: cytoplasm. Bases 1 to 888 code for a protein of 295 amino acids. The record is from RefSeq and is a predicted model, not a curated record. Gene Ontology annotation, molecular function: glutathione transferase activity. NCBI's taxonomy places the organism in Eukaryota, Fungi, Ascomycota, Eurotiomycetes, Chaetothyriales, Herpotrichiellaceae. The transcript is spliced from 3 exons.
AUGGGUUCAGUCUCACAUCCCGACGCAGAUAUCUACCCAGAGGCAACAGGCGCUGCAGCCAAGAUUGUCGCGGCGCAUCAAAAGGACGAGCCCAUCACUUUGUACUCGGGAUGGUUUUGUCCCUUUGUGCAAAGAGCAUGGAUCACUCUUGAGGAGAAGCAGAUUCCGUACAAGUAUGUCGAGAUCAAUCCAUAUCGGAAGGAACCAAGGUGUGUGUCACAUCACUGCAUGUCGCUGGAACGCGUUGUGCCAAUUGAAGACAGUUUUCUGAAGCUCAACCCGCGAGGUUUGGUCCCUACAUUGGGAUGCCCUCAAGAGGAUGGGUCAACCAAGCCAUUGAUCGAGUCCAAUAUCAUCUGCGAAUAUCUGGAAGACAUGUAUCCAAACCAGACACCUUUGUGGCCCCGUGACCCCUACAAAAAAGCUGUCAUGAAAGUCUGGGUGGAUCACAUCACGACCCGGAUCCUACCUGCAUACCACAGGGUCCUGCAACACACAGAGAAAAGCCCGUAUCCCUUGGAGAAAGCACGCACCGAGCUUCUGAACGCCCUGAAGACAUGGAUUUCCAACGCUGAUCCUGAAGGUCCAUAUUUUAUGGGCAAAGACUUCACUUUCGGCGACGUAGCACUCGCACCUUGGGCCGUCAGGAUGUGGGUGCUCGACCACUUCAAGGGUGGCGUGGGCAUUCCCCCUCCAGGUCAGGGCGGAGAGGACGAGCAACUGUGGAAUCGAUGGCGGAAAUGGUUUGAUGUCGUAUCGUCGAGAAAAUCAGUGACCGAGACCAUGAGUGACAAGGAGCACUACCUGCCUAUAUAUCAGCGUUAUGCCGAAGACCGGGCGAUGAGUGAAAUGGCCAAAGCGAUUAGAGAAGGAAGAGGGGUGCCAUGA